Molecule: messenger RNA, 9629 nt
Organism: Acinonyx jubatus (cheetah)
Lineage: Eukaryota; Metazoa; Chordata; Mammalia; Carnivora; Felidae
Gene: CBFA2T2
Product: CBFA2/RUNX1 partner transcriptional co-repressor 2
Exons: 11
Coding region: 3312-5042 (576 amino acids)
Biological process (GO): DNA-templated transcription; negative regulation of DNA-templated transcription
Cellular component (GO): nucleus
Molecular function (GO): transcription corepressor activity
Source: RefSeq, a predicted model, not a curated record
GAAGGCGGGAGGCUGAGGGGGGCGUGUGAGGGGCCUGCUGCUCCACAGGCGCCAGCUCCCGAGAGGCCCCCGGCGCCAGGCCAGAUUGGGGAAACUGAGGCCCGAAGCAGGGCGGCGGAUCCAAGGUCACGCGGCGGGCCGGGCCUUCCCGGGUUCUCGAGGCCGCCCGGGCGCUUCCUGCGCGGCCCGGAGGGCUCGGAGCUCGCGAUGCGAAUGAAGCUGUGGGGACCGCGGCCUCGGAGCCCAGGCCGGGCCGGCGUCCAUCGGACUUCCUCGCGGACAAGGAUUGUUUUGUCCUCCCGGUGCUGAGGCCACUGAGUGUUGUUUCUGGGGGAGUAUUCCACACGCCCAAUUUCGAGGGGUGUGCGGCGGAUGGUGGGGGAGGCGAGGAUGGCCUCUUUGAGGGGGCCUGUUGAGUGCAGGCUCGGGGAUCAGACUGCCUGGGUUCACAUCCUGGCUCCCCGGCUCAGGGGAUGUGACCUUGGGUCUUUCCUAACCUCAGUUCCCUUCUGCAAAAUGGGGGUGUAGAGAGCAUUUCCACAUCCCCACCCCCCAUCCCCUCCGCCACGGUUCUUGGGUUUGUGAGGCCAGUAGAAUGCUUGGCACAGACUGGGACAUACACAAGCGUGAAAGCUGUUAUUACUGUAAUCGCUGAUAAAUUUCAUCCAGGGUGAACCUCACUCGGAAAAGCCCGAAAUUGGGCUCUAGUUGUGUAUUUGUUUUACGAUUUUUGUCUUAGGUUAGUCCUGCUUUAUGAUCCAGUUGUUUUUCUUACCUCCAUUUCUCCAUUCCAGCAUUUAUCUAGUGUUCCUCCUAGAAUUUUGAGAUCCUGGUGUCUCUUAAUAACAACAAUAAAAUUUAAAUUGUUUCUCGUUACAAUAGCAGUGAUAGUCAACAUUUUUUCAGCAGCAGGCAUUUUGCAUUCUAUUCAUUCAGUGUUUCUUAAAUCAUCUAUUAAGUAAAAAGUACCAUUCUCAGCCAUGGGAAUAUAACAACAAACUAGAUGGACCAAACUCAGUCUUUAAGUUUAGUUUGGGGAAGGGGAAGACAGGUAAAUGAGGAAAGCAAUAAAUCCAUUUUGCAUGUUUUCUCUUCAUUUAAUCCUGGUGACAAUGUAAAUAAGAGUUAAGAAUUUCAAUAUGACCAUUUUGCAGAGGAUGAAACUGAGGAACAGAAGGAACCCUGUGAUCUAGCCCCAGAGCCCACGUCCUUCACAAAAAAGGGAGACUUUACACAGUCUCUCUUGUUUGACACUCAUUAGAUACUGGAUUGAAGAAAUGCAAAGUAGAUGCAUCCAGCAAUGCCUCUUCAUAGUCAAGCCCAAAAUCGCUGCUUUUUGUAGUUUGCUCUGUUCUUCUUGGAGCUUAUAACAAAACAGAGGCAGAGCUGACCCUUUAGGUCUAAGAUGCACCAUCUCUGUGAAAUGAAAGGAGUUUUAAUCUGAACUUAAAUGUUUUAUGUCCAAAUCUCUUUCAUGCAAUUUUUAGUUUAAAAUAUGUCCCCAAAGUACAAUUUUAGUUCUAUUAUGUAACAAAGUUUUAUAUGUUUGUUUAUUUUAGUGUUCCUAAGACAAUUCUAUAUUACAUUCUUAGCAUACUUAAUACAGUUUUUCUUUUAAUCUGGAAGCAUAUAGUAAACUGAAUUAAAAUAUUGGGAGGAUUUUUUCUGUGAGGUUCCCAUGAUACAGUUAGAUUCAGCAUUGACCAUCUGCUAAGCUCCAGGCCCUGUGCUGGUGUAGGGGUUACAAAGAUGAAUAAAAGCAGACUCUUGCCUCUAGGAGCUUACCUAUAGGCUUGAUUGGCUAAUGUUUUUAACGGAAGUGCCGGGCAGAGAAUGUAGGAGCUCUGAGUCCUUGGAGGGGGGCGGGGGAGUAGUCUAGAGCAUUGGCCUAAAAUGUUUUUCCAUGUUCUUUGUAUUAGUAGAUAGGGUUGAGUAUGCACAUACAUGUGAAUGUUUUAAGUUACAAUUACAUUGCUAAUUAACUGUAGUCUAUGUUAGGUACAUUUUAUAACAUGCAAAAAUAGACCUUUUUUGCAAAAGGAUGAUCUAAAAUGUGAGUAGAAGUUCCAAUUAUUGUGUUUUCACAUGUUGGUGAAUAAUAACUGGGCAUCUUAGGGGUGGGGACCUUUGGUCUUGUGGUGGGACCUUCUUCUUAACCUCUGAGGUUGGUUGAAAUUCAGUUCUGGAGUUGUGCUGAGGUUGAAAUCUUGGGGUCCAAAAUCCUAUUAGCUUUGAGACUUUGGGCACAUUAUUUAACCUUUUUGUGCACUUUAUUUUCCUCAUCUGUAAAACUGAGUUGAUGAGAGCCCCUGCCACAUUUACAGUUUUGUGAUGAUCAGUAAUAUGUAUGGGGUAUGCAUAUGAUAAUAUAUGGGAGUACGCACACUGUGCUUGACAUAGUGUUCUGUAUGCAUAUAAAGAAGUAUAAAGAAGACUUAGGAUCUCACAGGCUAGUAGGGGCCCUGCACCUGUAUGUGGAUAAUGAUAGUGCUCAAAGCAAAGUCUUUUGGGAAUACAGGGUUGGCAUAACUAAUGGUUCUUUGAGGGUCCAAGUAAGUUUCAGAUAAGGAGUUAACAUUUGGACCAGCCUAAGAAAAAGAGGGGCUUUUUUCCAGGAGGAGGAGGGGUGGACCUCUUGUGUGCUUGGUGAGUUGUUCUCCAGAUCUGGACCUGCAGGGAACCUGAUUGAAGCUUUUGUGUACCUUGUUGAUAGGAUAACAGUGAGUUCUGGCUGGACUUGUUCUGGCAGGGGCCAGAUGGCAAGGAAGCCCAUUCCAGAACUUUCCACAAUACCGCAGCUCUUUUCUCUCUGGUGACACUUGACCUCAUUCUGCCUUCUUAGUUAUCUAAGAAUAUAAACUCCUAAAUGUAAGCUCCUGCAUUUUUGUGAUCUUAUUUUGCCUAACAAGGUAAGUGGAAAGUCCCUAAGGCUGGAGAAAGGUCUGUAAAUUAUUGGACUUUCAAAGAAUUGUGAAAUUACAAGUAGAAUGGUAAAUGACCACACUUGCUAGUGAACAAACUUGAUUACAAAUAUGGUAGACAGGCCCUGUGCCUUACCUAAUUCAAAAGGGGUGAGAAUUGUCGUGUUCAGUAACCUUUCCUUAUCUGGCAUUUGUCCAUUAGCAUGAAAGAAGAGAUGGGAAAGUUUACCUGAAAGACUUCCUGGAGGUUGAAUUAGGUACCUUCCAUUUGCUCUUCUAGGUCCUACUUUCCAUCUGUUGCCUUUUCUCUGCCCUGGAAGGCUGACUUAUGCGAACUACAUCAAGAGCUUCCUUCUCAUCUAAGUUGGUGCUGAGAAAAGAGUGCCAGCAAUGCCUGGAUCGCCUGUGGAAGUGAAGAUACAGUCAAGAUCCUCACCUCCCACCAUGCCACCCCUCCCACCAAUAAAUCCUGGGGGACCCAGGCCAGUGUCAUUUACUCCAACAGCAUUAAGCAAUGGCAUCAACCAUUCUCCUCCUACCCUGAAUGGUGCCCCAUCACCACCACAGAGAUUCAGCAAUGGUCCUGCCUCUUCCACAUCAUCUGCACUAACAAAUCAACAGUUGCCAGCCACUUGUGGUGCUCGGCAGCUCAGCAAGUUGAAACGCUUCCUUACCACACUGCAACAGUUUGGCAAUGACAUCUCACCUGAGAUUGGGGAGAAGGUGCGGACUCUUGUUCUAGCACUGGUGAACUCAACAGUAACAAUUGAAGAAUUCCAUUGCAAGCUCCAAGAGGCUACAAACUUUCCUCUUCGUCCUUUUGUGAUUCCAUUCCUCAAGGCCAAUCUGCCCCUGCUGCAGCGAGAACUGCUGCACUGUGCUCGAGCCGCCAAGCAGACCCCGUCCCAAUACCUGGCUCAACACGAACACCUUCUGCUCAACACAAGUAUUGCGUCACCUGCUGACUCUUCUGAGCUGCUCAUGGAAGUGCAUGGAAACGGAAAGAGGCCCAGUCCGGAGAGGAGGGAAGAGAGCGGUUUUGAAAGAGAUACUACAAUUCCUCCCGAGCCUCCUGCCAAGAGAGUGUGCACCAUCAGCCCUGCUCCCCGGCACAGUCCUGCCCUCACUGUGCCCCUCAUGAAUCCUGGGAGCCAGUUCCAUCCUACUCCUCCACCUCUUCAGCACUACACGUUAGAAGAUAUUGCAACUUCACACCUGUAUCGUGAGCCCAAUAAGAUGCUAGAACAUCGAGAAGUUCGUGAUAGACACCACAAUCUUAGUCUAAAUGGAGGCUAUCAAGAUGAGUUGGUAGACCACCGUUUGACAGAAAGGGAAUGGGCUGAUGAAUGGAAACAUCUUGAUCAUGCUCUGAACUGCAUUAUGGAAAUGGUAGAGAAGACAAGACGCUCCAUGGCAGUCCUGCGGCGCUGUCAGGAAUCUGAUCGUGAAGAACUCAAUUACUGGAAAAGACGAUAUAACGAAAACACAGAGAUGAGGAAGACAGGGAGCGAGUUGGUCUCUAGGCAGCACAGUCCUGGGAGUGCAGAUUCUCUCAGCAAUGAUUCUCAGCGAGAAUUCAACAGUAGGCCAGGAACAGGAUAUGUACCUGUGGAGUUUUGGAAAAAAACUGAAGAAGCUGUGAAUAAGGUGAAAAUUCAGGCCAUGUCAGAAGUACAGAAAGCCGUUGCUGAGGCAGAGCAAAAAGCCUUUGAAGUGAUUGCAACAGAGAGAGCUCGGAUGGAGCAAACCAUAGCGGACGUCAAACGGCAGGCUGCAGAGGACGCCUUCCUCGUCAUAAAUGAGCAAGAAGAGUCAACAGAGAACUGCUGGAACUGUGGCCGCAAGGCCAGCGAGACCUGCAGCGGCUGCAACAUCGCACGAUACUGCGGCUCUUUCUGCCAGCACAAGGACUGGGAGCGGCACCACCGCCUCUGUGGCCAGAACCUGCACGGCCAGAGUCCCCACAGCCAGAGCCGGCCACUGCUUCCUGGAGGGAGGGGCUCCUCGGCCAGGUCCACCGACUGCAGCGUGCCGAGCCCGGCUCUGGACAAGACCUCGGCCACCACCUCACGCUCCUCAACACCUGCCUCUGUGACAGCCAUCGACACCAACGGACUCUGAGCCCCAGACUCACUUCCCUCUGAUGACCUCACAGCACGGCAAACCAUGGCACAGAGGGCCCGGCUGUUUGAACCAGUGCAGUUAGCUGUUGGGUCAUCAGCACGGAGUGAAGUGGAGGCAGGAAGAGUGCAAGGCCAGCCAACACUGCUCCACAGCCCCUCCGGACACUGGCCCCAGUUUCCUGUCUGUGUCCUUGGGGGAGCUAGUGUGCCACUCUCUCUGCACACAGGCAGCUAGCCAGAGCCGCUCCUCCUUUCUUGGCUUCCAGGUUUGUUCCCGUUCCAGCUGAAACUGGCGUGGCCGUCCCCUUCUCAGUAUAGACCACCAGCUCCCCUCCCUGCCUCUCCAGGCAGCAGACCCGUCAGAGGUGCCCGGCCGGGCUGGAGGGGGCUCGCCCCACACACUGCCGCCUACUCCACCGUCCUCCUGCGGCAGAGGCCUGGAAGCUGACAGCAGGCCGUGGAGGAGAUUCCCUCCGAUGGGGGUGGCCCCUCUUGCCCUGGAACAGCUCCUUUAGCCCCAUUUCCACCCUCAGCAGAUGCCACUGACUAGCCCCCGCCCCCGGACAUGGGCAGGCAGAAGCAGCACUCAGGACCCUCUCUUCGACCCUGCUGUUCAGACUUGUUAAGAGUAUCAGAAAUCACAGGAAAUAAGUUACCAUUUCACUAAAAGCACCCGUAAUAAUGAAAAACAAAUAAAACUUCCUCCAAGCAUCACAGAUCAUUUUGGACAAGAUUUUCCAACCUGGCUUGCUACUUUAGUUUGGGACCCAUUUUUUUCUCUCUUACCUGAUUUUGCUUAUGCAGAAAUAGUUUCCAGCGCAUGGAUUGGUCUGAGGGAGAAAGACUCAACUGUGGAUAGUCUGUUCUCUCUGAGCAUGUUGGCCAAACUAGUAUCGUCAAAACAUUGAAUGGAUUAUCUAUUGGAAAUGCAGAACCUUUUGUCACCGCUUGGCUGUUUGCACAGUCGUCUUGUUCUGUGUCCCUUUUAUCUCAGACCGCGCACGUCCAGAUCACUGUGUGGAUCUUCUCGUGGUCUCUCUUUGGCCCCUGUUAAGCUAUGGUUGUCCCAUAGGAUGUGAUGUGUUGUGGCUAGGACCUGCCUCAGCAGUCAAGGCCUGCUCACAUCUCAGCAGCCUUCCUGGACCUGAAAGAAUUCUUCAAACCUCGUCCAUAGUACAUAUGAUGUCAGUUUAUUAUCAGGCAUACAGUCUCGGUUUCCUUUAUGGUAUCUGUUUGAUACCUUCCCUCUCUGAGCUAAGAAAAGUUCUGUGAAAUGUGACAACCAUUUUGAGAGAGGCUCACCAAUUUUCCUUCCCAUCAUCAGGAAGUUUUCUAGAUUCUUACCUGGCUCUCCAAAGGUGACAUCACCUAUACCUCUUUUAAAAUAUCAGGAACUGCCACACACAUUCUUCCCUGCCAUUUGUGUUUUGUUGGGAGCACAAGGACCCUGACUCUCCCACUCUCCCCCUCCAAGCCUCCAGCACCCUCUUGCCCCAAGGAAUCUGUUGGGGUGAGUUGGUUGGGCCUGCUCCUGGCCCGUGAAAGCCCAGCUUUAGAUGGCUACCUUCUGUGCGCUGACCAGAGGGAAAUAAAAGCUCUGUCUCAUCAAGGAAAAGGGAUUAGCGUAGUAGCGUUGUCCUCACAUACAGGGGUAUCUUACUGCGAGAACUUCUAAGUCCCUAAUUUACCUAAAGAUUCUGUAUCAUGCAAAGGAACUCAGUACCAGGCACCUUUAAAAUACCUGGAUUUCCAGUGCAUAAAGUAAAGUAAGAUCUUCCCAGAGAAUGAAUAACAGAAUAAUGUUAUCCAUUAAACUGGAAUUCCUUAAACUGCAGCUGUUGGUGGGGCAUCGGGACCAACAGGAAUGAAAUUAGUACUCCGGGAAGGACUUGCCUACAUUUACUUGAGACAUGGGGUAUCCCAUGAGGAAGUCAUAGAGCCUAUGAAUCAGAGCAAGAGAGUAUCCCAUGGUACCCGUUGGGUCUGUCCCCAGGUCACUGCCUUUUCAUUGACAAGAUGUACACCUGGACAGGUUCUUUAAAUCUUCAGUUGGCCACAGGACCAGCCAGGGUAGCCCAGGUUUUUCCUGGUUGGAAUAAAGAGCCAAAAGCAGGGCCCACCGUCCAUUUCUGUAGCUAUGGUUUUAGUUUAGUGUGCGGGUCUUAGGUGGCUGUCGUGGGCUGUGGUUCUACUGACAGCUGUGUUGGCAGAGUUACUGUGGUGCUGUUCUAGACCGCUUUGCUCACCCGCUGCCCAGAGGCCAAGCUGAAAACCUGGGUAGUAUUCCACGCUGUAGUUCAGUUCUCAGACCUUUUGCUGUUCAUUUUGGUCACUUUCACAUCUAGGUUGGUAGGGCAUCUGUCCAAGACUUCCUGUUUAGGUGUAAAGAAUCCCUUUCCUCAGCUCCCUCCUCUGAAAUUCUGCUGUCUGGUUGGGAGAAGGAGGGGCACUGCCUUGGGGUGGGCAGGGAGGGGGUGGAAGGGGCAAGGGUGACUGAGUCCAGCUUCCCUACUUGGUCUCCAGUGUCUGCUCACCAUCCCAGCCACCAGGUUUGGAGUACAAGUUCAGGCUUCCCGCUUUCAUCUAGUUAGGCUUAAAAUAACUUGAUACAGUCAAGCUACUUAGAGGACCAAUCUUCAUAGUUAAUAUUUGGGGGGAGAGAGAAAAGACAGAGGGGAUGGGAGUGGUGGUACUGGAGGUGUCGGGGCGGUCCCGGGCUCUUCAAUAUUAUCGUAGAAAUGAAAAGCAAAUGUGACAUGUGCCUGCCCACCCAUCAGAGCACACCUGGAGGAUGAGGCCAGUGUUCAGCAUCGCCCACUGAGGGACACUGAGAAGUGACGGGACUUCACUGUCCUCUGCUUGCGAGAAGUGGUUGCAGGAACCAGGGAAGGCCAGGGUGGCCAAACUGGGAGCCCCCUUUAAAUGUUCGGAGGGAUGAUUGAGGGCUGAAUCUUCACACCCACCCUCAGUCGCCCUUUGGGUCCCCACCACCUGCACCAUGUCUGACUCCGCCCAGUGGUGAAAAUGGACUCAAGAAGAAGUUGGCUAAUUCCACCUGCUCAGGAGUAGGCAGCCUACCCUAGGAAUUGUGAGCGUGAAUGGGACUUCCGCUUUGCAGGGUCCCUGCAGCUCCAGGGUGGGCCUCUAGCACAUGUGCUCAGGCACAGGCAUGUGACCCUGAGGUCACAGAGCGAGUGGAUCUUGGACAGUGCUGAGUCCUACAUGUCUCAGCGAAUCGAAGUCUGGAAACCAGACGCAUCUACCCAGCACAGAUCGGUGUCAUGUUGGCUGCAGUGUGGACAUCCUUUGCCCAUCUGGGCCUGCUAGUCCACCAGGAACUCCUCACUUCUUGGGGUCAACAUGAACAUCUUCAGCUUCUAGACAGAAAAUCUACACUUUACUCUCUAUGGCCUUGUUCCAAAGUCAGAUUGAUCCCCAGGGCUGUCACCUGCUUGAAAGGGUGUAGACCUUAUUCUGGAUAGUUCCAGAAGCUAUCUCAGCAAGUGGAGUUGGAGGUUCAGCAACACUAUUGGAAUUGUGUGGUAGUGAGUUCUUCAGAACGAAAUAAUGACCAGGUAGCCAUUUGUCCUGGAAACUGUAGAAGGGAUUGUGGAUUGAAUGAAUCAUUUAGAACACAUCUUCGAAGCUUUCUUCAGAACUGGUGUCAGAACCAGGUCAGUAGACCAAGCCACCUUAGGUUCUUUUGUUUUGUUUUGUUUUGUUGUUUUGUUUUGUUUUAAAGCUAUUUACAGAGAACUGGGUGGUGGCAUGUUUGAACCAAAUGUAAGAAAAGCCACAGGGACCUGGACUGUUCCAGCAUGGGCCAGCCGGCCAGGUGUCCGGGAGGAGUCUUGUCUGGGUUGGGGAGGGGGAGCUGGGCGAGCUCUGAAUAGGGCCUUUCUGGCUCUCUAAGUGUCUAGUUCUUAUGAAACCAAAACAUUGACUACCUGCCUCUUUGCCCACAUGCAUUGACACGCUCAUUUCCAAAGAUGAUGGUGCAGGUGACUUUUUCCAUCGUGAGCCAGGAGAAGGUUGGGAGACCUGAGGGUGGACCUUGCAUCCCCCUUCCGCUCCACAGCCCCAGAAAUGGCACUUCCCUGCAGACCCCAUCCGGUCAGGCCCACAGCUGCCCAGUGUACACGCGUCGAUGCUUAUACCAAAUAGGGCAUGUGCGGCUGUGGCUGGCGGAGGCAGCCCCGUCCCUGCAUUGGAGUUGGCGGAGAGAAGCAUAGGUGAAUGAUUGAAAGUGCUAUUUGGCUCAGCGGCCUUUUGUCUACUUUCACGGCUUUCCAAGUUCCUGAUGAGGCUACAAAAGCUCCAUCCAUAAAAGAAAGCCAAUAAUGUAAAUAAAAAAGUAUGCCUCCGAGCGUGGAUUUUAAAGGGGGAUGAUGAAUGUGAAACCACCCACAGGAUGCGGUAGUCUGGUUUUUCUGUGCUUUGUCAUUUUACUCUGAUAGCGAUUUUUGUUACUUAACUCUGUGCAUAACUUAUUUAAUGUACUGUAUAAAUGAACCAAAACUGUUAAAUAUGUAUUUAGUUUGUUCUACUUAAAGUAGUCAAUAAAAAGGCUAUAUUCCUUUUCUGA